Messenger RNA from Paramisgurnus dabryanus, 2687 nucleotides. NCBI's taxonomy places the organism in Eukaryota, Metazoa, Chordata, Actinopteri, Cypriniformes, Cobitidae. The record is from RefSeq and is a predicted model, not a curated record.
UUACCCAGCGUUCCCUACGAUACUGUAAAAUGGCGGCGAAUGCAAGCACAAACACAGCUGUCUUUGACUGUCCGUCAUGGGCAGGAAAGCCUCCACCUGGACUCCAUCUGGAUGUGGUUAAAGGAGACAAAUUAGUAGAGAAACUGAUCAUUGACGAGAAGAAGUUUUAUCUGUUUGGGAGGAACCCAGACCAAUGUGACUUCACGAUAGACCACCAGUCCUGCUCACGGGUCCAUGCGGCACUGGUCUAUCACAGACAUCUGAAGAGGGUCUUUCUUAUUGACCUCAACAGCACCCAUGGCACAUUUCUGGGCAGAAUCCGCCUCGAACCUCACAAACCUCAGCAGGUGCCGAUUGACUCGACUAUGUCUUUCGGUGCGUCCACAAGAGUGUACACGCUGAGAGAGAAGCCCCAAACACAGAGCAGCUCAACUACAGGAGACAGUAAAGGACUGGAGGAUGAAGAACUUAAGGGAUUGCUUGGCCUUCCAGAAGAAGAGACGGAGUUGGAGAACCUGACUGAGUUCAACACGGCUCAUAACAAACGCAUUUCCACACUCACCAUUGAGGAGGGAAAUCUGGAGAUCCAGAGACCAAAGAGGAAGAGGAGGAGCUCACGAGUGUCCUUCAGCGAGGAGGAGGAAAUCAUAAACCCAGAGGAUGUUGACCCCUCCGUUGGACGCUUCAGAAACAUGGUGCAGACAGCUGUGGUCCCCAUUAAGAAGAAGAAAUACGAAGGCCACGGCACAUUGGGAUUGGACGACAGCAUAGCUCGCCGAUUACAGAACUUCCCCCUCAGUGCUGGGCUCUACGGCGACCUGCCACCCACCAGCCACGAUUUUGGAGGCCAGGGGGGCGGCGGCCAGGGAGGCGGGUCAUCUGCAAUCCUUGCUGGGAUGCCUCUACCCUUCCCCAACCCCGCCCCAGAGAUCGAUCUCACACCCACCACUGUGCAGCCCCCUGCUAUGCUGAACCCCACACCUGCGCCAGGACCCUUUAUGGCCGAGCCCCUGAACGAGCCACGCAAGAAAAAAUAUGCAAAGGAGGCGUGGCCUGGCAAAAAACCCACCCCCUCCCUGCUGAUCUAACAUGCAGGACUUCUUGUUUUACAGUGACACAUAAGACUUUGAUGCUUACGUUUACAAGCAUCUGCACGUUUGGACCACAUUUUCAGGUUAUCGGUUCCAAACUCUACAGAUUUUUACAAAUUGACACGCUUCAAAUGCAGAAUGUUACCUGUUACAAGGCAUUACCACAAGGAUUAUACAUUUUGGGAAUCUGAGGCGUUACUGUGUAGACACACUAUAAACUGGUACUAUCAGCCUGAACUCAUGAAAACAUGGUUGGCAAAGAAUUCUUUCAUAGAAAAAUAUUUUCAAUUGUUAUUAUUAGGACCUGUAAUUAAAUUUUUGUUUUUUGCAAUGACAUUUUCAUAAGAAUUGAGGACAUUUCCCAACACAAAUUCUCAUAACAUCAUUAACAUAAUCUUUCUCAUUCUAGAAUAUUUUCUUUGAACUUUGGGAAGGCAUAUGGCUCUGCAUGUUUCAGGCUUUGUCAGAUAUUUCUGAUGAACACUUACAUUCACAACGCUUAUACCACAUACAACAAAUAUUGGAUAAAUGCAUUGUUAUAUCAGAGAUACAAGCUGACAGCUGCUGUUUCUGUUGGCCAUAAGGUAACCAGCGAUGGCAUUUUAACAAGAACAUCUAUUUAAAACCUUGUUUUGUGUUGAACAGAAGUGCCAUCGUAUCACUGUUCAAUUAUAAUUUCAUGUGUCUUUGUUUUUAAAGAUUUUUUUUAUUGGCCUACACCAGGGGUGGGGAACCCUGGUCCUGGAGGGCCACUGUCCUGCAGAGUUUAGUUCCAACCCUAAUUAAACACACCUGAAAAAUCAAAUUCAAGUCUUCAGGAUUACUUGGAAAUAAAAUUCAGGUGUGUUUGAUUAGGGUUGGAACUAAACUCUGCAGGACAGUGGCCCUCCAGGACCAGGGUUCCCCACUCCUUGCCUACACAAACCAAACCAUAUCGCACAAAUGUUACAGUAAUGGAUUGUAAUGUUGAAACUGUAGCAUCGAUUAACAUGUCUGAUCAAUUUCUGUGUGUUAUCAUAAACCUAACUGUUUGUAUCACACGGUUUAAUGAAACGUUUCUAAAUAAUGCUAUGUAUUCAUAGAGGGUAAUGCAAAGAUAGAAACAUAAAUGAAUGGAGGGAGAUGCCUUGUAAUGUGAACUGUUUUGUUAGCGUUUUUAUAUAUAUAUUUUUUAUAUCUUGAAUGCUUGUUGCUACCCAGGGUAAGAAGCAGUAAUAGCAAGAUUUAAUGUGGAAAGAUGAAAGGGAUUUCUGUCACUGUUGGAUUAUUUGUCUAAUAAACAGUAUUCCUUACUUUAAACAUGGAUUUCAAUAGUUAAAUGCAUUAAUACGUUAUUUUUUAAAGGUGGGGUGCAUGAUCUCUGAAAGCCAAUGUUGACAUUUGAAAUCACCUUAACAAACACACCCCAACCUAAUAGAAUCUGGACCUUCUUUUGAUAGACCCGCCCCACACAUAUGCAACCCAGGCAACGAUCUUGGUUAGUAGACACGCCCCUUACUGCUGAUUGGCUACAAGUGUGUUUUGGUACUCUACCUUUUCCAAAGGGUUUCUCAAAAAUCACGCACCCCGCAUUUAAUUGAUAUGUUUUUUAUUGAU